Molecule: messenger RNA, 1206 nt
Organism: Saxophila tyrrhenica
Lineage: Eukaryota; Fungi; Ascomycota; Dothideomycetes; Mycosphaerellales; Extremaceae
Exons: 1
Coding region: 1-1206 (401 amino acids)
Source: RefSeq, a predicted model, not a curated record
AUGACGAGCAAGACAUGGCUGGACUUCCUACCAGCUCCGGAUGUAAGUAUGUUGAAAAGAUCCUUCUUCACCGAGGUCACGCCGCUGCCGGACACGGUGAGACGCGAGAAGGCGGUCGCCUGGCUACAGGACCAUGAUUCGAUGAUCACACUUAAUCCUCUGGUUAUCCAUCAUGCUCCGACAACUGCACCCCCAAAUGCCGCUGAGGACGAAGUCGCUUUUAUGAAAUGGUAUGAGAUGACGGACGAAAUCCAGUACAUUCCAGGAACGGCGGUGAAGAGCCAAGUCACCUACAAAGGUGGCUUCCACGACUUGCCCGAUGGUUUGCAAACUCACGUCUUCGCUCCGGGUGGCGUGGAUAUUCUCGCGAAAUGGAGAGUCGGCGGGAACAUGCCUGGAGAACCGAAGGAACCCCUAGAGCUGGGCUUGAACAAGCCAGUGGAGGGUCUCUACCUGCGCGAGGACUACGAGCUACGGUGCAAUGUUCUUCUGACAAGCUUCGUGAAGCGGAAUCUAAAGAAGUCGCACGCAGAACUCGUCCGGAAGCUGAUCGAGAAGGUGGGCUCUUCACCAACAUCAAGCCGAGAGCAACUGUCUCGACCAGACACUUUUCGUUCAUCCAAAUCGGACACCAUGCAGCCACCGCGACACAGUAUGCAGGUCGCCUCUCCGGCGCAGUCAGAUACUGGUCGCACCUCUGCGGGCUCGCAGGAUCCCAGCGCAAUGGGCUUCCGCCGAAGUGGUACCGUUUGCAACUGCAAAAGCGACAAGCAUCUGAUAUCCUGCCCAAACUACACUCGGAUCUACAAGCCUCCAGUACUCUACGCGGAACAGUCUCAGCCUCAAGCUGCGUAUCCUACACCUCAACCGCAGUCGAAAUCUCCAGUUUCACCGGCUCUCAGCUGGACCGCGACCCCGACAAGCACCUAUCAACCCGAAGACCAGCCCAGCGAACCAUUUCAUUCUGGAGAAGCGGUCGUUCGAAAUUCUCUGGCGCCAACAGAUGGUUCCGGACACCCAAUGCGACCAGUCGUACACAGCGCGCAGGCUAGCUUCGCCCAGUCGAUGGAUGUUCAGGGUCGAAAUCAGUACGAGAGCGUCGAUCAGCUCGAUCAUGCCAUUCAGCAAAUGGCGAAGGAGUUUGGAGGUGACUCGGAAGCUGCGAGGCUUUAUUACCUGCAAGGCUACAGAUCGGAGAUGCCUUGA